Messenger RNA from Eurytemora carolleeae, 768 nucleotides. Its product is annotated as trehalase. Gene Ontology annotation, molecular function: alpha,alpha-trehalase activity. The transcript has 8 exons. Bases 172 to 753 code for a protein of 193 amino acids. Gene Ontology annotation, biological process: trehalose catabolic process. Lineage: Eukaryota; Metazoa; Arthropoda; Copepoda; Calanoida; Temoridae. The record is from RefSeq and is a predicted model, not a curated record.
UGAUACUAGUAGUUAAACAUCUGUAUAGCAUUAAAGUGAUCGUGAAUACUAUAGGUAAUACAUGCACACACAAACUUAAAAAUGCAUGUAUAGAUGAAUAUAUUAAAGGUUGCAUCUUUUCAAAACUAAAUAACUUUAUAGAUUACAGGAUCUGGUUUAGCUUAGUUCAACAUGAUUCAGAAUAUUAAAGAAUUAGAGUUACUGACGGGGCUUCUAACAAUAUACCUGCUACCAGUCAGAUCUGAACUAACGGAUUGGCCGUGUAAUCAUGUUAUCUUCUGUAAACCAGACUCAGGAAUACUUCAUACCGUUCAAACACUACAACUAUUUCAGGAUAGCAAGACAUUUGUGGAUAUGCCUUUGAAGUUCUCUGUUAACGAAACCCUUGCAAAAUAUGUCUCUCUUCAACCAGAUCCUAGUAGAGUAGAGGUAGAACAAUUUGUGGCAGAAUUUUUUUCAGAACCUGGAACAGAGUUAAAAGAAGUCAAACUUAGGGAUUGGUCAGAAAACCCUGAAAUACUUGGUAGAAUUCAGGAUGCGUCAUAUAGAAAAUUAGUGGAAAUUCUUCAUGAAAGAUGGCAGCACUUAGCUCGUGAAGUUUCUGAAACUAUUGAAGAAGAGAAAACAUCUUUAAUACCUCUAGCUCAUCCUUUCAUAGUUCCCGGGGGCAGGUACAAAAAAAAUAUACUCAUAGUUCCCGGGGACAGGUACAAUAAUAAUUUACUCAUAGUUCCCUGGGGGCAAGUACAAUAACAAUAUAAUCAUAGU